This is a messenger RNA of Suillus subaureus, 351 nucleotides long. RefSeq lists its product as uncharacterized. Bases 1 to 351 code for a protein of 116 amino acids. The transcript is spliced from 5 exons. The record is from RefSeq and is a predicted model, not a curated record. Lineage: Eukaryota; Fungi; Basidiomycota; Agaricomycetes; Boletales; Suillaceae.
AUGGCUCAUAAGCAGGAUCCUCCUGUUAGUAUGAGCAGGCAGUGCUUGGCUACCAAGCGUUGGCUUGCGAAGCCAGGCUAUUUCAGAGUUCAAGAUAUGCAAAAUGCAAAGGCAUGUGUUCGGAUGGCCAAUACCACUCCUGAGGUCAACAAUGGAUCUAUACUUACCAUGGAGAGUGACCUCCCUUGUUCCUGCAAUUCGCUAACCCUGCAAGACAUCAAGAACAUGGCCAACUGCUGGCAAAAGGGGUGGGUUGAGAAGUCUGAGCAUUUGUGGGAUGGUGCAUAUGAGAAACUGCUUGAAGAGGUCAAAUUCUUCGAAGUUAAAGUAGCUAACAGUAAAACUAAGUAG